AAUCGAUCCCAUUAUUGAAUUCGUAAAGGAAAGACGCUCCUUCUCUCAUGGUUCCACCCAAAACACACUCUUUUCAAACUCUCCAAUCACAAAUUUCAGUGGGAAAUGCCUGCCAUCAUCACUUGGGGUUGUCUUCUUUCAGUGUUUCUCCUUGCCAGCAGUGUUGAUUGUGGCAAAGGGUAUCCAAAUUUGCAGCAGCAGAAACUGGAUGAAGUCUUGGAGUUGCCAGGCCUGGGCUUCAAUGUCAGCUUUGCCCAUUUCUCUGGGCAUGUCACUGUGAACCAGGAGUCUGGCAGAUCUCUCUUUUACUGGUUCUUUGAGGCUGUGGAUGACCCAUCUUCCAAGCCUCUUGUUCUUUGGCUCAAUGGAGGGCCUGGAUGUUCAUCAAUUGCAUUUGGGUUGGGUGAGGAAGUUGGGCCUUUUCAUGUUGAGAAAGAUGGGAAGACCCUGUACUGGAAUCCUUACUCUUGGAACUUAGUUGCUAAUCUGUUGUUCAUCGAUUCUCCUGUUGGGGUCGGUUAUUCGUAUUCGAACACUUCAUCUGAUCAUCUUAACAAUGGUGAUAAAAGGACAGCCGUGGAUUCCUUAGAGUUCUUACUGAAAUGGUUUGAAAGGUUUCCACAAUACAAAGGAAGGGAUUUUUAUCUCACCGGAGAGAGCUAUGCUGGGCAUUAUGUUCCUCAGCUAAGUCAGGCCAUUGCGAGGCACAAUGCUAAUGCAAAGGACAAUGUGAUCAACUUAAAGGGUUUCAUGGUUGGAAAUGCUUUAACAGACGACUACCACGACCAUUUGGGCCUUUUCCAAUUCUUGUGGGCUUCUGGUCUGAUUUCUGAUCAAACAUUCAAGCAAGCAAACCUUUUGUGCGACUUCCAAUCGUUCGUUCACCCCUCAGAGAAAUGUGAUGAGAUAUUAGACAUUGCAAGUGCAGAAUAUGGAAAUAUUGACCCUUACAGCAUAUUUACACCAACCUGCACCACAAAUGUUAGCAUAAUGAACAGCAUAUUUAAAAGAAGUGAUAAGGUAGGUCUGCUGAGAAGAAGCUAUGAUCCCUGCACAGAGAAACACUCAACUGUCUACUUCAACCUUCCUGAAGUUCAAAAGGCUCUUCAUGUUCAUACCCGAAACUCUUCAUUUAAAUGGAUAACUUGCAGUAAUGAGGUAUAUGAGUCUUGGAAGGAUUCUCCUGGGACUGUGUUGGAUAUCUAUCAUGAACUUAUAAGUUCCGGGCUUCGCAUUUGGGUGUUCAGUGGCGAUACAGAUGCUGUGAUCCCUGUCACGUCGACGCGUUAUAGCAUUGACGCUCUCAAACUCCCCACUAUUAGUCCUUGGCGCGCUUGGUAUGAUAAUGGACAGGUCGGAGGAUGGACGGAAGAAUAUGAAGGGCUGACAUUUGUUACUGUUAGAGGGGCAGGCCACGAAGUCGCUCUCCACAAACCCAAACUCGCUCUCACGCUCGUCCAGUCUUUCUUAGCAGGAACCUCAAUGCCCCGGCUGCAACGUAUCAGCUACUUGUGAUCCUUUCGUUCUCCCAAUGCGACUUUGUGCACGACUUGCUUUUUUUAUUGAAAGAAUAUUGGAUCGUAAACAUAGAAAUGCAAGAAAAUGUUUGGCAUUGAGUCUGAAAAUGUGAUGAACAGAUACUACAUUAUAAUAGAUUCUUAUGAUGGAUGCAAACCACAUUCCUCAACUGUAUCAUAUGCUCAAUAAUAGAAGAUUUAUGUCCUUGGUCCUUGGACUAAAUUUUUUUUCCAUCU
Molecule: messenger RNA, 1754 nt
Organism: Cuscuta campestris
Lineage: Eukaryota; Viridiplantae; Streptophyta; Magnoliopsida; Solanales; Convolvulaceae
Source: the annotation of a GenBank genome assembly